GGGAGACCAGAUAUAGUGAAUGCAGGGUCCUGGGAGACUGGAUAUAGUGAAUGCAGGGUCCGGGGAGACCAGAUAUAGUGAAUGCAGGGGUCCUGGGAGAUCAGAUAUAGUGAAUGCGGGGUCCGGGGAGACCAGAUAUAGUGAAUGCAGGGUCCUGGGAGAGCAGAUAUAGUGAAUGCAGGGUCCUGGGAGACCAGAUAUAGUGAAUGCAGGGUCCGGGGAGACCGGAUAUAGUGAAUGCAGGGUCCGGGGAGACCA
Molecule: messenger RNA, 258 nt
Organism: Staurois parvus
Lineage: Eukaryota; Metazoa; Chordata; Amphibia; Anura; Ranidae
Source: the annotation of a GenBank genome assembly